Molecule: messenger RNA, 124 nt
Organism: Ambispora leptoticha
Lineage: Eukaryota; Fungi; Glomeromycota; Glomeromycetes; Archaeosporales; Ambisporaceae
Source: the annotation of a GenBank genome assembly
GGAAUAUGAUUUCUGCAGUAUUGGUAACACUGGUAAUUUCAAAGAUAGAACUGAUGAAGAGUUAGUACUAGAACCAGGCUUGAUUUCUUCUUCUACAGUAUUAGUUUUCAUGAGUACUUCAUAA